AUCAAUAAUAAAAUAAAUAAUCUCCAUAAUUACAAACAUUCGAUAUAAGCGAUAUUUCGCACUCUUUCUAACACACAUCACAUGGAAGGAAGGCUGUUUAAAAUUUAGGGGAGCUUAAUAGUUCCAUUUACAAUGUUAAAUAUACUUAAACAAUGUCUAUACUGACAUCAAAGUACAUCUAACCGUUGUGAAAAUAUUAAAAAAUAAUGGAAGAGGUUUUGUCCAAUGAUAUUCCAAAAGAUUCAUGUUCUUCUACUUUGUCACAAGAAUCGUUUUACGUAAAGUUUGGGAAUGGAGUAGACAUAAAUACAAUGGAGUUGAUAUCGACUGAAAGAGAAUAUAAGAAUUCUGAACCUGAAGUAAAUCUUCCAAAGAAAGAAAAAGUGAAAUAUCCUCCUGAAUUAUUUUUUACUGCCCUUACGGAUUACCGACAUCAAUGUUAUUAUCAACAAACGCAAAAUUUUACUAGGAGACUUUCCAGAGCUGAAAAGCAAGAAGAAUGGAAACAAAUGGGAUCGGAAGCUUUGGCUACAGCAUUAUCAGCUCUUUAUGGAAAACUUUUGGUAGUGAUGGGGACAGCAUUUCCAAUGGCUGAAGUGAUCUCUACGUAUAUCCCACCAUCAUUUUACGAAGCAUAUUAUUUAUAUCUUUAUAUUGGCAGUAUGUUUUUUCUACUAUACAUGUAUAUCGUAUUAGCUAAUAAUAAACGGAGGAUUAAAAAAGAAAUGAAACUGGUUCCAGUAACGAACGAUCACGAAGAAUUUCAUUCAGACGAAGAUGAUGACGAAGAUAAUGAUUCCAAUGAUACAACUUGUUCUCAUAAUCGUAACCCGUACAGAAAUAGGAGGAUUUCGUUGUCAACCAUCCAUAAUAAGCAGAAUCAUUAUGGAAGUUUUUAUCUGAGAAUGGGUGCAGUGGCUUUUGGAAUAGGAAGUAUGAUAUAUUCUGGCUUGGAAUUUGGUCAAUACUUUGAGUUAGAAAUCGAUACAAAAUGCCAUAACGUUUUACUGGCUCUUACACCUGCAACUAGAAUGGCAUUCAUCUUCAUACAAAUGUAUUUUAUAUUUUUGAACAAUGAGCAAAUUAGUGUUUACAAACAAAAAUUAGCAGCAAGAUUCGGUUUAAUGCAUAUGAUUGGUACUAAUUUGUCUGUUUGGUUGAACGUGUUAGUGCAAGAAACAAAACAUGAAAUUUUAACAUUUUAUAAUCCUGAAAAUAAUACUUUGAAAAUAUCACAUCGUAUCCCUUAUAAAAACAGCGUCUUAGGUCAUGGUCAUCAUUUUGACCACCGAACGGAGAAUAUUUCCCAUCAUAUAUCUACAAGGGGUUUAAAAGGCCCUCAUCAUUUAUAUGAAUGCAGAAGAACAAACAUAAUAGGAUCUUUAGUCCAAGACGCCGCACCAUUUUUAUUUCCUUGUACCAUAGAAUACAGCCUAAUAUGCGCAGCUAUCCUCUAUGUUAUGUGGAAAAGUAUAUCGAAACUUCCACCUGUCGGUUCAUCAGCUGCAAAAUUCAAAUUAGCAGAAAUGAAUAAAGUGAAAAGAAGCCCACAUCUUUAUUCGGUGGAUUGUGCCAGAGCUCACAAAGGAUUAUUUGUAGGGAUUCUAUUACUUGUUCUCACUAUUAUUUCAUUGAUAUUAUUCUUUGUGCUAAUAUCGCGAGUUGAGUUUAUAGGAUUAGCUGUAAUAGAAGUAAAUAUUUGUGAGCUUACGUUGUAUGCAUUGACAACAUUGGCAUCUAUUAUAGGAAUGUGGCAGAUGAGAAAUUUAAAAUAUAAUUUAAGUAAAAAUUUACAUUUAGAUAACAUACUUUUAGUAGGUGCCCAGACUGGCAUGUUUAUCUACAGUACGUUCACUAUAAUAGGAGGACAAUUCACUAUACAGAAAACUACUGUAUUAGUAUUAAUAACGGCUUUGAGUUCUCUAUUACAAACGACAUGUCAAACAAUUUUUAUCCUAGAUGCUUCUAGAAGAACGUGCUAUACUCCUGAACAAAUGAAAAAGAAACCAGGCAGGCAAAUCGUCACAUUUCUUCUUAUUACAAAUUUGGCUAUGUGGGCAAUUAAUACUUUGGAAAAAUCUAGAGCGGAAUCCCAUCCAAUCCAAUUGCACUUUUAUGGUUUAUGGGCUUGGACCAUUAUCACACACGUUUCUAUGCCGUUAGCUAUAUUUUAUAGAUUUCAUUCGACUGUGUGUCUUUGUGAAAUUUGGAAAAGGACCUAUAAAAUGAAACCUGCUUAUCUAUAAUGUGUAAUAAACACAAAAAAAGUUAGCAAUGUCGCAUACUAUUUGCUGCAAAUGAUGUUUUCAUAAUUUUCAUUUAAAUUGCAGAUUUUAUACCUUUUAUAGGCAUCCACAAUAAUUGUCAAUAGCUCAUUUUCAUUUGACUCAGUUCGAGUCAAAUAUAAAAUAGUAUAUUUGUAGUUUCUUCUUUUUCUAUAUUAACAUUUAUUCCUUGAACUUAUCUGGAAAAUUUAUUAGAAGAAACUUCAUCAAUACCUUGAACAUUUCUACAAGUUCUUCAACAAUUUUAGGAAAACUUUUUUAUUCGACUCAGGGACUUGGAAACAUCUCUUUUGCUUUUCCAAUAUAUUACCACUGGAAGUUCAUGAAAAGAACGAAAUAAAAACUGCAUUUAAAUUUUCCAACCAAAUUCAGUCAAUUGUAAUCAAAUAUGUGUGUGGUGUCUUUAUGGAACACAACAUCCAUUAUAUUGACAAACUAGGUUCGCUUCUAUUCAUUUUUUUCCUGUAAUCUACUCCUUAAUCGCAUAGUAAUUCCAAUCCAAUAUAUAUUGAAACAUGACUUCAUUUUAUUGUGUUUUAACAAAGUACCGCAAAUAUUUAUAUGAUUAGUUAAAAGUUGUGCAAUAAAACAUAGAGUUUUUAUGUACAUCCAACCUUUUACAAAUUAUUUCAAAUAGUUGGUUCAUGCCCAGUAUAUCAACAUCAGGUCACGUAGUGCACGGGGUAUGAUCAGGUACAACAUCCUCAUUGUAAACAGCGGUAUUUCUGGAUAUUUCGCCACAAACACCAUUUACUGUGAAAAUUGGAGAAAACUUUUUAGAUUCCUAUUAUUUAUAAAACAAGUUUGUUUUAUUUAGUAUUAGUAUUAUUUUAGUAUUAAAUUUAUAAAUUAAAAUUGAUACUAAUAGACUUCUAUAUGUACUAAACUAGUUAGAAGUUAUGAAUGUUUUGAGUCAGAGUAAAUAAGCUGUAUAUGGAUUUCAUGUUAUUAGGUACUGCUGACAUUCGCUAGGUUGCUAGUUAGAAAUCGUUUUAGUAUUAGAUAAUGAAUUACAGCAGAACAAGAGUUAAGUUACCAGGAAAGCUAUGAAAAAUAUAUACCUAUUACAAACUUGUUAGUUGUCUGAAUAAAUACAUUAAAAUUGUAGUUUUAAAAAAAUCUGAAGUCACUUCCAUAAAGAUGAGAACUAAAUAAUAAAUUCCAAAGUUAUUUCUAUAAGCUUAAAGUGAGACUAUUAAUUACAAAAAUUAUGUCAAAAAGAUAGUUGACUUUCAACAUUUUUUUGAAAACUAUAAUUUUAUGUUCAUUAUUUUGGAUAAAAAUACAGAUAGAUAUUGAAGAAAAUAGUUUAUGUCAAUAAACAAUAUAAAUAAAAAGUAAGGGGUCUUUUCUAAAAUAAAAAAGAAUUAAAUAGAAUAGUUGUAAUUUUGAUGCCUUAUGAACAAUGAAAGCCAUUCAAAAUAAAAUUUCAUUUUAAUUAAAACCUAAA
Messenger RNA from Diorhabda carinulata, 3735 nucleotides. Its product is annotated as proton channel OtopLc-like. The record is from RefSeq and is a predicted model, not a curated record. The coding region runs from base 207 to 2246 and encodes 679 amino acids. Lineage: Eukaryota; Metazoa; Arthropoda; Insecta; Coleoptera; Chrysomelidae. Gene Ontology annotation, cellular component: membrane. Gene Ontology annotation, molecular function: proton channel activity. Gene Ontology annotation, biological process: proton transmembrane transport. The transcript has 7 exons.